This is a messenger RNA of Paramecium pentaurelia, 1695 nucleotides long. The record is from the annotation of a GenBank genome assembly. NCBI's taxonomy places the organism in Eukaryota, Ciliophora, Oligohymenophorea, Peniculida, Parameciidae.
AUGGGAAAUUGUAUUUUUAAGUUCUAAGUGGACAAAUAAGGUAAGAAAAUGAAAUAAUUUUAGCUUAGGAUAUUAUUAAAGAGAAUGAAAUUAUUGAUUAAGCAAUCAAAGAGGGGAAUGUAUAGUAAUAAACAACUUCUAUGUAGCCAAAAAUAAUUUACAAAUAAAUUAGUGGCUUCAAUUAAGAAAGCUCUGAAAAUUAAACACCAAAUGUAUUUAAUUCUUAAUGUUCAAACCCUAAAAUAAAAUAUCAAAAAGAUUUAUCACUAUCACCAGAUUUAUUAAUCAGAAGAUAGAAAGAAGGUGAGAAAUUUUUAUUCCAUUAUGAAAUAAUAAAGAAAUUAGGAUAAGGAGGAUUUGGAUAAGUAUAUUAAGUUAGACAUUUAAAAACCAAAUUGAUUAGGGCAGCGAAGGUUAUUGUUAGAUAAUCAGUUGAGAAUGAAACUCUAUUAUUAUAAGAAACUGAAAUACUACAAACUUUAGAUCAUCCAAACAUAGUUAAAAUUCUUGAAAUUUUCAGUGAUAAUCAACAUUUCUAUAUAAUCACUGAAUGCUUAGAUGGAGGUGAACUCUUAGAAAGAGUUAGAAGAAUUACAAAUUAUUCAGAAGAGAUGGCAAAAAUUUAUAUGAAAUAAAUUUUGUCUGCCAUGAUAUAUUGUCAUGAAAGAAAGAUUGUCCAUAGAGACCUUAAAGUAUUAUAUUUUUGAUAUUUGCAAGCCUGAAAACAUAUUAUUUGAUAACUUAGAUAUCAAUUCGAAUUUAAGAGUUAUAGACUUUGGAGCAAGUGAGAAGAUGAUGUCCAAAAAACUGACCACUAAAAUUGGCACUCCUUAUUAUUUAGCACCUGAAAUUCUUAGAUCUAAUGGAUAUGAUGAAAAAGUAGAUGUUUGGUCAUGUGGUGUGAUACUUUAUAUAUUAUUAAUUGGAAAGGCUCCAUUUAGAGGAAAAAACCAAUAUGAAACUUUGCAACUUGUUUAAUAAGCAAAAAUUGAAUUUAAUGGUACUUUAUGAAUAAAGUAUUAAAAAGCAUAGAUUAUAGAAAAGAUAAGCUCAGAUGCUAUUGAUUUGAUUAAGCUCAUGAUUGAAAAAGAUCCAAAUAAAAGAAUUUCAAUGAAGGAUGCAAUUUGUCAUUGUUGGAUUUAAAACUAAUCUGAGAAAAGUUUAACUUUUGAUUAAGCUUUUUUUAGAAAUAUCACAUAGUUUAAAGGGUAUAAUAAUUUAAGAGUGGCAAUAUACUAAUUUAUAACAGUUUAAACAGUGAAAAAAGAAGAAUGUGAAAAAUGUUUAGAGGCUUUUAAAAGACUUGAUAAAAAUGGAGAUGGUGUAUUAUCUGAAGAAGAAAUACUACAAGGAAUGCUCAUGGUCAAGAUAAAUUAAUUAUCAUCUUAAAAUAUGAUAAAAGAUAUAAUGAGUUAAAUGGAUACAAAUGAAUCUGGUAAAAUAGAUUUUACUGAAUUUAUUACUGCCUCUGUUUUGUAAGAAAAACGAUUAUUGAAAGAUAGUCUAAGAGCAGCAUUUAGAUUAUUUGAUUUAGAUGGAAAUGGUACAAUUUCAAGAUCAGAAAUAUAAGAAAUAUUUGGUGGAAUUUAAAUUGAUAAUAAUGCAUGGUAAGAAAUCUUGACAUCUUGUGAUGAUAAUAAAGAUGGUUUAAUUGAAGAGAAUGAAUUUCUUGCAUUAUUAGAAAAUUUAUAAUGA